GCUGCGCGAACCCACAUAAACAAUAUUUACUAUCCGCUUUUGUCUCUGUGAAGCGGAUGUAUAUCUCAGGAAAAAAGUGCGCGCAACGAGGCAUAAUAUGAGCCCAUUGCAGUGAACCUAUCUAUUGGCGGAAGGAUUCACACGCGCGGAACGGGGAGGGUUUAAAGGAGGAAGGAAGCCAUCUUGGAGCUUCGAGUCUGAAAACGAACGGAGAGGAAACAAAAAAGAAAAAAAUAUAUAUAGUCAUUGUACGAAAAACAAACUGCGAGAUACGACUGACAAAAAAAUCGGACAACGCGGUGUCGAGGAUUCAGAAGGGCCGCGUGAUUUCAUUGAAAGAACUAUAUAUCGUCUUUAGUCCAAGGCUUUUUUUUUUUUUUUUAUAAAGGAAAUUUGAUUUGAUGCAUCAAAGCAAGUGAUUUCACAGUUCAGACUUAAACAAGGACAAGCACUUGCUUGUGUUGCAAUAAGGACUCAUAUAUUGAGCAAGACUUUAUCUCUUCAUUUUGAAGAGUUCAAUAAACUGUUAUUACAGUCUCUGUACUGACUUUCAAACUUUGAAGUUGGAAGAAACUUUCAAAGGGACAAUUUAAAGGAAAACAAAAUGAGCACCGCCAGAACAGAGAACCCUGUUUUAAUGGGUCUGUCCAGCCAGAAUGGGCAGCUGAGGGGCCCAGUGAAACCCAGCGUAGGGACUGCAGGUGGGGGAACACAGACGCAACAAAUAAACCAGCUGAAAAAUGCCAGCACAAUCAAUAAUGGAAGUCAACAGCAAGCACAGAGUAUGAGCAGCGGUAUAAAACCUGGUGAUGACUGGAAGAAAACGUUGAAACUCCCUCCAAAAGAUCUUAGAAUAAAGACUUCGGACGUCACCUCCACAAAAGGCAAUGAGUUUGAAGACUAUUGUUUAAAACGAGAGCUGCUCAUGGGAAUUUUUGAAAUGGGAUGGGAGAAACCAUCUCCAAUUCAGGAGGAGAGCAUUCCCAUUGCAUUGUCUGGUAGAGAUAUUUUGGCUAGAGCUAAGAAUGGAACUGGCAAAAGUGGAGCCUACCUCAUUCCCUUACUUGAACGGCUAGAUCUAAAGAAGGACUGCAUACAAGCAAUGGUGAUUGUACCGACACGAGAACUGGCUUUACAAGUCAGUCAGAUCUGCAUCCAAGUCAGCAAGCACAUGGGAGGUGUUAAAGUCAUGGCAACAACUGGGGGAACAAACCUACGUGAUGAUAUAAUGAGGCUAGAUGACACAGUACAUGUGGUGAUAGCUACUCCUGGGAGGAUUCUUGAUCUCAUAAAAAAAGGUGUAGCCAAAGUAGACCACAUCCAGAUGAUCGUUUUGGAUGAGGCAGACAAACUGCUGUCUCAAGACUUUGUGCAAAUAAUGGAGGAUAUCAUUAUGACGCUACCUAAAAACAGGCAAAUUCUUCUUUACUCUGCCACAUUUCCCCUCAGCGUUCAGAAAUUUAUGUCUUCUCAUUUGCAAAAACCAUAUGAGAUUAAUCUGAUGGAGGAGCUGACACUGAAGGGGGUAACGCAAUAUUACGCCUAUGUGACAGAAAGGCAGAAGGUUCACUGCCUCAACACACUUUUCUCCAGGCUACAGAUAAACCAAUCCAUAAUUUUCUGCAACUCCUCCCAAAGGGUGGAACUACUGGCAAAGAAGAUCUCCCAGUUGGGCUAUUCCUGCUUCUAUAUUCAUGCAAAGAUGAGGCAGGAGCACAGGAACAGAGUUUUCCACGAUUUCCGAAAUGGCUUAUGCCGCAAUCUUGUUUGCACUGACUUGUUUACCCGUGGUAUUGAUAUCCAAGCUGUGAAUGUGGUGAUAAACUUUGACUUUCCAAAGCUGGCAGAGACCUAUCUACAUCGUAUAGGAAGAUCAGGUCGCUUUGGGCACCUUGGCCUUGCCAUAAAUUUGAUCACCUAUGAUGACAGAUUCAACCUUAAAAGUAUUGAGGAACAGCUGGGAACAGAGAUUAAGCCGAUCCCCAGCAGCAUUGACAAGAGCCUAUAUGUGGCUGAAUAUCACAGCGAAUCGGGAGAAGAUAAGCAUUAACUUUCAAGUUCUGCUUCCCGAUGAUGAAGAUGAGAUGUUGACCUGUCAUGCAUCACUUUCUUGAGUUUGUUCCCCACUCAACUGCCUUUUUCUUUUUAAUUCUUCUGGAACAUAAAGCAUAGUUUCAAGUCUGGAAAUCUCCCCCACCCAUCCUUUUAUUUCAAUUUACUCCCAAUGGUGGCACUGCGUGCUCAGAUAGUUGCACUUAAAAGGCUUUUUCAUUUUUAUUACCUGGGGAUAAUAUAUGUACUGGAAAUCCUUUAAGCCAUUGUCUAAGGGAAACCCGUAGCUUGAAUAGUUUCCCUGCUGUUCAGAAGACAAGCCAAGCAGUUUUUUUUGGUUUUUGUUGCAGUCCCCUGGCUGAAAAGUUAAAACAAUUGAAUGCCAGCUUUAGUCAGACUUCCAUUGUGUCCUCAUUGCAUUUUGGAGUCCAUGGUUUGUUUUUUUGUGAUUUUCUUUCUUGCUUUCCCUGUAACCAAACUUUUUACUUGUGCAAAGUGCCUUACGCUAAGACCGUUCAAAAUCACCUUUCCAAUGCUAACAUAAGGAACAAAACAUUAUUUAAAACUGUCCCUCAUUUUAUUGGUUAUAGAGUUAACCCAUGUAAAGCUGGUACAGUAUGGGGAAAACUACCAGUUACAAUUCUUCCAUUUUGUUUUGUUCCACCUUUGUUUCCAUCUGGAAAAAAUCAACUUAUGUUAGUCCCACAACCCUGUAGUAUAAAUCUGUACAUAAAUCUAAACAAGCAAAAAACAAAACCCUGCACCAAUGUCAGAAUAUUUUGGGAGGCUUUUAAGUGAGUUCCAGAUUUUUUUUUUUAUUGCUGUUGCUGGCGCAGAUCAUUGCCCAGGUGAACACUAAAAGCUGUUUGUAUAUUUGUGCCGCCCUGCAGCAGCAUCAUUGAAUUUCAGAUCUUUUCCAAAGCCAUGUCUCCUGCCCUUACAAAGUAUCCGCAUGAAGGGGUGUGGGGAUGAUACUAGAGAAUUUGAUGUGAAUACGUGUAUAAAAAUGUAAAUACUUUACUUUUUUUUGUGUGGGUGGGUUGGGGGUUAUCACUUUUUUCAUCCCUAAAUGAUGGUUUGAUGAGGGAUUGUGGGGUGGGUUAGGACAGCAGCUAAAGAUGAGAGUGGUUCAGCUUAUAGCAGCACUUUGAAGAAAUACUUGCUACGUCAGAUAUUUCAGGUAUCUGACCUGUAUGAAGUGGUUUGCUUGUUUUGGAUUAAAGCAAAAUGAGGGGAUAUUUUGGCACUUUGACUUCCCCGUUCACCCCAAUUUAUUGGACUGGAAAUAAGAGGGGAAAAUGGUAAAAUCUAAAAUGUUUGGCGGUUUUUUAAACACUAAAUUGAUAUAGCAAUGCUUUCGGACCAGCAUUCGUUAAACAAAUACCACUUCAGUUUAGCAAAGUGUUGCUUUGAACUGUGCCUCUCCCAGUGUGCUUGAUGCUUGGCCUUAUCUACAGGCAAAAUGAGUGAGAAGCCAUCUGUUUUUUUUUUCCCCGCUCUUCCCUACCUUUUUUCCCCCCCAAACACUUAAUUGUACCUGGAUUGCAAAGAAUUUCCAUGCUAUGCACUGCAAUUGGAUUUUUCCUAGAAGGAACACACAAACUUUGACCAGGUAAAAUGUACAAGUAUGCAUCCAGGUACAUCCUGAGCACAGGGCGCUAGCAGCUGCUGUGUGAUGGAAAUGUCCACGACACCUAAAACUUCAGAGUUGCUAGAGCACAAUUGGCAUUUUUAUUGUUUUGUUGGGUGGAUGACUUAAUCUAUUUAAUGGAGGGUUACUUUUGCUCUACUACUGAAGGCUUUUUUUAUUGUCUUUGGGAUCAUGGUGCAAUAAAUGAGUUUCCCCACCCAAAGUUGUCAUAUUUACAGAGCACGUCAUCGUGUUCUCUUGCACCACUGCUCCUUUACAUCUGCAGCAACUCUUCAUUUUGAAGGGCAGUGUUUUUAUGCUGGUGCUAAAGCCAUGAUCCUUUAAAAAAAAUUU
This is a messenger RNA of Spea bombifrons (plains spadefoot toad), 4036 nucleotides long. RefSeq names its product DEAD-box helicase 6 (gene DDX6). Gene Ontology annotation, biological process: cytoplasmic stress granule assembly; P-body assembly. Gene Ontology annotation, molecular function: mRNA binding; RNA helicase activity; ATP binding. Gene Ontology annotation, cellular component: cytoplasmic stress granule; P-body. The transcript has 14 exons. The coding region runs from base 605 to 2050 and encodes 481 amino acids. The record is from RefSeq and is a predicted model, not a curated record. Lineage: Eukaryota; Metazoa; Chordata; Amphibia; Anura; Pelobatidae.